ACCCCCGUCUCCACGACGCCGCACCGCACGCGAGACUGACUAUUAGCUGCAGCUUGGCUCGACAUCUUGCUGCUUCAGACUGUGCAUUGCUCGCUGUGUGUAACCCAUUGCUGCCGCUCAGUGCUAGUUGCCUCGACAACACCACCAUAAAACAUAAACAAACCCUGCAUCUCCAUCUCCAUCACACUCUCUCCUAUUGCCCUCGCACCAUCACCACAAUGCCGCCUGCAAGCACCGCCCAGCCGAAGAAAUCGACGAAAUCGUCAAAGUCGACGAAAUCGAAAUCGUCAAAGACCGACUCCUCCAAGGUGCACAAGCUCGCCCUGAAGGGAUCCUCCAAAGUUGUGAACGAAUUCUUUGAGUACUCCAUAAACACUAUCCUCUUCCAGCGUGGCGUGUACCCUGCAGAAGACUUCACCGCAGUUAAGAAAUAUGGGUUGACUAUGAUGGUCACGGCGGACGACCAGGUCAAAGCGUACAUUAAGAAGAUCAUGUCGCAACUGAAAGACUGGAUGUACGGUGGCAAGAUAUCGAAGCUCAUCGUUGUCAUCACCAGUAAAGAAACUGGAGAGCACGUGGAGCGAUGGCAAUUUGAUGUCCAGAUCUUUGGCAAGAACGCCAAGACCAAGCCCUCCAAGGAGUCGACCGACAACGAAAACUCCGCAACAGAAGGAAAUGAUGGCCCAGAAGACAAGACCGAGACCGAGAUCCAGGCUGAGAUUCAGUCCAUCUUCCGACAAGUCACAGCUUCUGUCACCUUCCUACCCAUGCUCGACGGUAACUGCACUUUCAACGUGCUCGUCUAUGCUGAUGCAGACUCCGACGUACCUCUUGAGUGGGGCGACAGUGACGCGAAAGAGAUCAAGAAUGGCGAGAAGGUACAGCUGAGGAGCUUCAGCACAAGCAAUCACCGCGUAGACACACUUGUCAGCUACAGGUUGGCUGAUUGAGCGCGGUUCUUCUGCAUACAUGAGGUUCUUUUCUAGACGUGUGUUUUAUAUUCUUGUUUUGAUUGGUUUCGGGUCAGGCGUGUGGAGUUUAUCUACUUGACCAAUACCUUCCGAAUGAUUACUAGGCCGACGAGAGUAUGCCCAUACAUUCGAUAAGAAACAAUUCCAAUUCCAAUGUCAAAGUCAACACUCAGCCCUUUCACACAAAACUCAAGGUCACAUUCAGCUUACCCAAUCAAUCCCAUCUCAAUAUCCCC
Dothidotthia symphoricarpi CBS 119687 is the source of this 1207-nucleotide messenger RNA. RefSeq names its product mitotic spindle checkpoint component mad2. Lineage: Eukaryota; Fungi; Ascomycota; Dothideomycetes; Pleosporales; Dothidotthiaceae. Gene Ontology annotation, cellular component: nucleoplasm; cytoplasm; kinetochore. The record is from RefSeq and is a predicted model, not a curated record. Gene Ontology annotation, biological process: mitotic spindle assembly checkpoint signaling. Bases 219 to 950 code for a protein of 243 amino acids. The transcript has 8 exons.